CACUCCCUCCCCCUCUUCUCACCCCUUUGCCCCGUCACACCUCCCCCUCUUUCUCUCCCUGCUUUUCCUUCCAGUAUUCCUCUGUUGUGCCGUUGGCUUUGGUUGAGGGGACUGGGGGAGGGAUCUCGCGAUUGUUGGACCUUUUCUUUUUUUUCUCUUUUUUUUCUUACGGGGGGGGAGAGUUAUUUGGAAGAUGGCGCCCGUUGUUACGGGGAAGUUUGGUGAGCGACCUCAGCCUCAGCGUCUGACAAGGGAGGCCAUGAGGAAUUACUUGAAGGGCAAAGAUGAUCAAACAGUGCUCAUACUACAUGCAAAAGUUGCACAAAAGUCAUAUGGCAAUGAAAAAAGGUUUUUCUGCCCUCCACCAUGUGUGUAUCUGAUGGGCAGUGGCUGGAAGAAGAAGUUGGAGAUAAUGGAGAAGGAGGGUUGCACAGAGCAGGAGGCCCAGCCAUGUGCGUUCAUUGGGAUAGGCAACAGUGAGCAGGAGAUGCAGCAACUCAAUCUGGAGGGGAAGCACUUCUGUACAGCUAAGACACUGUAUAUCAGCGACUCAGAUAAAAGGAAACACUUCAUGCUGUCUGUGAAGAUGCUGUAUGGAAACAGCGCCAACAUAGGAGUUUUCCUCAGCAAGAGGAUCAAGGUCAUCUCCAAGCCCUCCAAGAAGAAACAGUCCUUGAAAAACGCAGAUUUGUGUAUAGCUUCAGGGACCAAGGUGGCGUUGUUUAACCGCUUGCGUUCCCAGACGGUUAGUACCAGGUAUCUUCAUGUGGAGGGGGGAAACUUUCUCGCCAGCUCCCAACAAUGGGGUGCCUUCUACAUCCACCUCUUGGACGAUGAAGAGUCUGAAGGAGAGGAGUUUGCUGUGAGAGAUGGCUAUAUUCACUAUGGCCAGACGGUCAAAUUGGUCUGUUCUGUUACUGGCAUGGCCCUGCCGAGACUGGUGAUUCGCAAAGUGGACAAGCAGACAGCAUUAAUGGACGCAGAUGACCCAGUGUCCCAGCUUCACAAGUGUUGCUUCUAUCUGAAAGAUACAGACAGAAUGUAUCUCUGUCUCUCACAGGAGAGGAUCAUCCAGUUCCAGGCCACAGCUUGCUCCAAAGAGACUAACAAGGAAAUUAUUAAUGAUGGGGCUUCCUGGACUAUCAUUAGCACUGACAAGGCAGAAUACACCUUUUAUGAGGGUAUGGGCCCCGUCCUCACACCUGUCACACCUGUCCCUGUGGUGGAAAGUCUACAGUUAAACGGUGGAGGCGAUGUAGCAAUGUUGGAGCUGACAGGGCAGAACUUCACCCCUAACCUCAGAGUGUGGUUCGGAGAUGUGGAGGCUGACACCAUGUACAGGUGUGGCGAGAGUGUCCUCUGCGUGGUGCCAGACAUUUCUGCCUUCAGGGAGGGCUGGCGCUGGGUGAGACAGCCGGUUCAGGUUCCCGUCACACUGGUCCGCAAUGAUGGGAUCAUCUACGCCACCGCCCUCACCUUUACUUACACCCCUGAACCGGGGCCCCGGCCCCACUGCAGUGCCGCCGGAGCCAUUCUGCGCUCACAUAGCACCUCUUCAUCGUCACCAGCAUCUUCAUCUUCACCGUCAUCCUCGUUGGGCGGGCUCACGGACGGCCAAGGGGCUUACAACAGUAGUGACUCAGGCAUGUCAUCGGGGGCAUCCAACAUGUCAGCGCUGUCAUUUGAUUUGAUUUGACUUUAUUAUCAGAAUAUUCUUCAGAAAUUUGUCUUGUGUCACAGGGCAUACACUGUUUCACAUAAAUAACAAAACACAAGAUUUACCCAGACAGCAAAACAAAUAUUGCAACAUAUAUUACAUUAGAUGUUACGAAUAAGUGGCUGCAGUGCAUCAAUUUAAUCACUCCCUUUAGCAUACAGUGCUUUGUCCGCACAGGAACACAGAGGCCUACUCAGAAACCCAAACUCUGAUGUAACAGUUUGACAGACGGAGAAACAAAAGAGUUCUGCAGUCUGUCCUGUUGAGCCUGUGGGAUCCUAAAUCUUCUGUUCGAUGGCUGAAGCCGAUAUUCAAAUAAAAUACGAGAGAGGUCGGAUGCAUUACUCGCCAGAGACAACGUGCAGCUUAAAAACUUGACUCAAGCGUUUGACCCACAAUCUUGAGCAGAUACGUAGCAGUCUAGCCGGUCGAGCUUUAAACUGAACAGAGACAGCCGUACAGCGCACUGAUUCCACACUGCAUACCACUCUGUAUUAUAGAUUGGGGGGAAAAAAUAACAGAAUCUGUUCGUUUGCUCCAAAUGACCCUAGCCUCCUAAGAAAGUAAAUGCGUCAUUGUACCUUGCUACAAAUAUAAUCUAUAUGUGCACUCCAGGAGUGAUGGUAAGACUUAUUCUGUAUAUGUGUUGUAUGUAUGCUUUGAAUGACUGAGUGGGAAAAUGUGUACAUGUACUUUCCAAAGAGGCUCAUGGACCUGUGAGUAAUUGCACACACACUGCAGACUCAGAAACUCUUUGAUCAGAGAGCAACUGUGAUCAACAGGAAUGCUAAAGAGAGAUGGGGGGGGGAGGUUAAGGACAACACUUGACUGAAUCCUCUCUUUAGCUCCCUCUCGUGGCUUGUUGUGGACAUGUCAAAAGCCUCACUAAAAAGGACCUUGAGAUCCAAGACCUUCAUCUAAAAGAAGAUGAAUCUGCCGUCUAACUCUCACAACAUGCCUGAUUUGUACAAUUUUUGUACUUUAUUUUUUUUUUUAUAUAUAUAUAUACGCCUGUGGGUUUGGAAGCUAUUUCACUAUGCUGUCUUUCUACCAAGGUCAUGUUUGUACUGAAGAGCUUGUUGAUUUAUCUGUUGUGUGCAAGGGAAAAUUUGUUGUAAGAGUAACAUAGUUUUUACGGACCAAGGAAUAUUAUUAUAUUAUUUUAUUCAUAUUAUAUUUUAUAAGCUUUUGCCGAGGUACAUUUUGACAUUUUUGUAUGAUACUGCAUAGUAAGGUUCACUUUUGUUACCAAAUAGAAUUUUUGUCAUGUUGACUCCUAUUUGAGUUUUGCCUCAUUGGGGUGGUAGAGGUGGAAAUGGCCUGUUAGUACGUCUCUUAAUAGUCCGACUGCAGCUCUUCUGUUUUUCUCAUCUUUCUUUGAUCUUCACUCGUGUUUUGGAACUAGAUUUCCAAAUUACUUAACAGUCAUUACAGCAAUUUUACAUGGUGUAUAACAAUGGAAAAAGAAAUGACUGAACUACAGUUGUUGGGAGACUCAUCAGACAUUUAAGAUGUGGAUAUGUGCCCGCAGUUAUUGACAUAGCUACCUUAGCUGAUCAGUCACAAAAUACUUUUUAUAUCAAAUCACAUUUUUAAUGAGUGUAGUGUAUGUGUGGGAUAUUAUGUAAUACACUUAUCAGUGUAUUCUGGGAGAUCAAGGCCUGUGUUUUCUAAUCAGCAUGCUUUUUUUGUGCCUAAACUCAAAUCUAAACAUAAUCACUACCUAUUUUACCAUAGCUAUGUACACAGCAGUGCAGUUUAUGUAGAAAUCACUGCUAAGUCGAGGGACAAAGAGAGAAAGUUAAAACUAAUAUCUUGUCUAGUCAUGUUCAAGACAUCAGUCCGUGCAAGGGGCUUUACAUUUCCUUUUUGAGUUUGAGCUUUUUUGUUUGAGGAAGAGCUUUAAUAACAUUGUCUCUGCCUUUUAGCUCGUAGCACUGUCCUCACAGUCCACCUACGCUCAGUAACGUCAGAUACUUUGGAUUUAAUCUUGGUCAAUCUUGUUUUGUCAAACGUGCCAUCUGACUGCAAUUACAGUAGAACUCACUGUAAUACAACCAGCAGUGGUUGUGCUUUGGGUCUUAUGCAAUAAGGUGAUGAUUUGUACAGAUUCAAACUCCUAGUUUGUUCUCUCUACCUACCUUGUUCAGCAGGUGGAACAUAAAAAUGGAACUGACUCACUAAACUAGUCAGGAAUGACAUUAUGUCAUUCAGGUUAUGUUGCCUUAAAACCACUACCAAGAGUAUCUGACUGAAAACUUCAGAUGUCUCCUGAUCCUGAUUUCCAUCAUGCUUUUUGUAUCAUACUGUAUAUCAUGUUUCAAGAUUGAGUUUUGAGUAAAUUUGCCAGGUGGAUGCGUUCAUGAUGAUGAUGUAUAUCACUUAAUUUCUUGUGUUUUCAGCAUGUCUAGGAGUAGAUUUAUGGUCGUAUGGCUAAAGUAUUUACAUCACAACAAACCAGCGACACCUCUUUGUGGUACCAUUGCGUCCCAUCUGAACAAGCUUUGUGUCCAUUUACAGUGCACAACAGUGAAAUGCAUGCAUCAUCUCCAGAUUUAAUUCAGUGUUUAUUACAUCUGAUUCUGCAGAGGUGGAGGGAAGUGGCAUUUUGGUCACCUGGAAAAAUCCCAAAUUGUACUGUAACUGUAUCUACAACUGUGCAGCAACUGUGCCUUACUUUGAUGUUUUGGUCAGUCAUUAUGUACCACUCACAAUAUCUACAAGGACAUGUGUGACGCACAUUAGAACUGUCAUAAGGUCAACUGUGAGCUAGCACGCUAAUUCAGCCUCAUGUUGUCAUACCGGCAGCUUAAUGGGCAUUUUCAUUGCUCUUCAGUGUUUAUGAAGUGUCUUUAUUCUCAUAUCCUGCCUUUAGUUUCUCACUGCUCUUUCCCUAUAUGAUGCCAGUCUUCCAUCUUUUCAGUCUUGUUCAUUGCUUUUGAAGUUUUAUCUGCCAAGGUUCUUCAGUGUCAUGAAGGUCAUUAAUAAAAACAAGUUGAAGUUGAA
This is a messenger RNA of Dicentrarchus labrax (European seabass), 4723 nucleotides long. RefSeq names its product recombining binding protein suppressor of hairless. Gene Ontology annotation, molecular function: DNA-binding transcription activator activity, RNA polymerase II-specific; RNA polymerase II cis-regulatory region sequence-specific DNA binding. The coding region runs from base 194 to 1696 and encodes 500 amino acids. The transcript has 11 exons. The record is from RefSeq and is a predicted model, not a curated record. Gene Ontology annotation, cellular component: MAML1-RBP-Jkappa- ICN1 complex; nucleus. Gene Ontology annotation, biological process: Notch signaling pathway; regulation of transcription by RNA polymerase II. Lineage: Eukaryota; Metazoa; Chordata; Actinopteri; Moronidae.